AUGGCGUCGAUCGAGGCGCCGCUCGCGGCCGCCGCACAGACCGUCGCGGUGGGCGACCGGAUCGAUGCGUACGAAGCAAUUCUCAAAGGUGUACUUGAAGCGCCGCCGCCCGACUGGCGCGCGGCGCUCGAGGCGUACGUGCGCGGGGCCGUCUUGGAGCGCGUGAACAUUGCCGGUGCCGGCCUGAUUGUCGGCCGCCGCUGCCUGCAGCUACUGUGCGAUAGCGUGCGCGAUGCACACACAGACGCAUCAAAUGUGCUCGCAGAUAUCGACGCGUACCUGUGGACACUCCGCAUGAUCCUCGAGGCGACGCACGACCAGGCCGUUGCGCUCGAGGACGAGCUCAGCGAAGUGCGCACACUCCUUGCCGACCAGCUCGAGCAGCAGGCACAGUGGGCAGAUGCGGCACAGGCACUGCAGGGGAUCGUCGCGGAUACCAACCGGCGAAGCAAGUCGGACGAGUAUUGGCUCCGCGUCAAUGUGCGCCUCUUGCGCCUGUUUCUGCGCGCUGACGACGGGGCGAGCGCGGACCUCUACCUGAAAAAAUCGAGCUCGCUCCUGCACUCGGUGCAGCGCGAACAUGCACACGAGGCGGCCGACCUCAUCCUCGAGUACCGCAAGUGCCAGGCCGAAGUAUACGACCGCCAGCUCCGGUGCUACGAGGCGGCUUCGCGGUAUUAUGAGCUGAGCACCUUACCGGCGCUCCCAGAGUCCGAACAGGCCGACGUGCUCACACGGAGCGUCGCGGCGGCCAUCCUGGCGCAGGUCAGUGCGCAGCGCCAGCGCCUCUUGGCGCAGCUCCUUCGGGAUCCGCGCACGGCAGACCUUGCGCUCGGGCCGGCGCUGCGCCGCGUCGCUGAUCGACGCAUCGUGCGUGGCGACAUGUUUGAACUGCUGCGGAGUAACCUCGCUGCGCACCAGCUCCAGAAGCGGGGCACCAGCGAGAGCGUACUCGACGAGGCGAUCGUCGAGCACAAUAUCUACGCCGCGUCGCGCGUGUACUCUGCCAUUACGAUCGCGAGCCUCGCCGAGCUGGUGCAGCGCACACCGGACGAGUGCGAGGCGAUCGUUGCACGCAUGAUUAUGCAGAAACGCCUGCCGACCUCGUGCUGGAUCCACCAGGUGGCUGGAGCCGUGUACUUUGCACCGGAAGACGAGCUGGAGGCGGACAUCGACGACGACGCGCCUAGCCAGGCCAUCCAGGUGCCUGCCGCCGACGCGGACGAGGCACAGCGGCAGUGCCGCGACCGCCGCAUCGGCGCUGCUCUCGCCUACCUGUCGGACGCGCAUGCGAUGCUGCGCAAGACGGCGUGUUAG
Messenger RNA from Malassezia japonica, 1317 nucleotides. RefSeq lists its product as uncharacterized. Lineage: Eukaryota; Fungi; Basidiomycota; Malasseziomycetes; Malasseziales; Malasseziaceae. Gene Ontology annotation, cellular component: cytosol; COP9 signalosome. The transcript has a single exon. The record is from RefSeq and is a predicted model, not a curated record. Bases 1 to 1317 code for a protein of 438 amino acids.